Molecule: messenger RNA, 950 nt
Organism: Leucoraja erinaceus (little skate)
Lineage: Eukaryota; Metazoa; Chordata; Chondrichthyes; Rajiformes; Rajidae
Gene: tmem9
Product: transmembrane protein 9
Exons: 5
Coding region: 94-639 (181 amino acids)
Cellular component (GO): lysosomal membrane
Source: RefSeq, a predicted model, not a curated record
GGGAGGAGAGGAGCUGCUGCGCUGUGGACGUCCAUCCAUCCCCAUCUAUCCACCCAUCCAUUCUCCCCAGCUCCUGCCUCAAGACCCGAGCCCAUGGCGGUCAGCAGCUCCCUCACCGUGCUGUACCUGCUGGUCGUGUUGGUCGUGACUGAUUCCUCAAAGAGCUCGGGAGAUGUGAGGUGCAAGUGCAUUUGUCCUCCGUACAGGAACCUGACCGGCCACAUCUACAACAAGAACAUCUCCCAAAAAGACUGUAACUGCCUGCACGUGGUGGAGCCCAUGCCAGUACCUGGCCGUGAUGUGGAGGCUUACUGUCUACUGUGCGAGUGUAAAUAUGAAGAAAGAAGCACUACUACAAUCAAGGUAACAAUCAUCAUCUACCUGACUGUUGUUGGAGCUCUCCUGGUCUACAUGGCAUUCCUGAUGAUCGUGGAUCCACUAAUACGGAAACCGGACUCGUACACUCAGCCACUGCACAAUGAAGAAGACACUGAGGACACCCGGCCAUUCACUCCAUCUCAUGGACAAGCUCGUGCCAACACUGUCCUCGAGAGGGUGGAGGGAGCACAGCAGCGAUGGAAGCGUCAGGUGCAGGAGCAGCGGAAGACCGUCUUUGACCGACAUAAGAUGCUGAGUUAGACGGGGCCUCUUUCAACUCACUCUGAAUCAGGCCUAAUCAUGUCGCAGCUUUGAAGCAUGAAAGUUGGUGUUAAUUCUGAAAACUUAAUGCUCUCUCCCAGCUUUAUCGUCCAGUUGUAUGCACCAAACAUCAAAGUCACGCAUUAAAUAAUUUGCAUAGUAUAUUCCCUUUGAGGAUGAGUCUCUGAAAAGUGAUUCCCCUAAUGACCCUUUUAAAUGUGGCUCCCUAAUUAAAUGUUCAAAUGAUUAAAGGUCUGCACCUAUAAGAAAGCUUUGGCAGCAAAAUAUAGAAUAAAAGCUUCAGUGACAAA